ACAGAUAUUGACGAGUGUUCGAGUCCAGAUUUGAAUGAAUGCUCCUUGCAUUCCCGUUGCGAGAACAUCUUUGGCUCGUACAUGUGCAGAUGUGAUGACGGAUUCAAACAUUACGACUACGAUGCUUUUACUUGCGUUGAUAUAGACGAGUGCAAGGAAUGGGGCCCGUGUGAUCAGGGAUGCAUGAACACGUUGGGAUCGUAUGAGUGCUACUGCAAAACCGGGUUUCAACUGAGAGAGGAUAAAAGAAUGUGCAUCGAUAUAAAUGAAUGUGACACACCAGUGUCUGGCAAUCCGGUUUGUUACGGUUUGUGUCAUAACACAAUUGGUUCUUAUAUGUGUCAUUGCCCCGCCGGCUACAAUAACACUAAAGACAAGCGAUUCUGC
Molecule: messenger RNA, 387 nt
Organism: Helobdella robusta
Lineage: Eukaryota; Metazoa; Annelida; Clitellata; Rhynchobdellida; Glossiphoniidae
Exons: 3
Molecular function (GO): calcium ion binding
Source: RefSeq, a predicted model, not a curated record